AUGUCCGCCCAGCGUGCUCUAGUGGUAUCCUCUGGCAUGGCGGCCCUGGACGUGAUCACCCGUCUCCUUCGGCCCGGCGACGAAGUCGUAACCGGUGACGACCUGUACGGCGGCACCAACCGUCUCCUCAAGUACCUUUCAACGAACGGUGGGAUCAUUGUGCACCACGUCGACACAACCGACGUCUCCAAAGUGACCGAAGUCCUCUCCUCCAAGACGACCAUGGUCCUCCUUGAGACCCCAACCAACCCUCUGAUCAAAAUUGUCGACAUCCCCACCAUCGCCGCUGCCGCACACGAGGCGAACCCGGCCUGCCUCGUCUCCGUGGACAACACUAUGAUGUCCCCCUCCUCCUGA
This is a messenger RNA of Penicillium maclennaniae, 357 nucleotides long. RefSeq names its product cystathionine beta-lyase STR3. Gene Ontology annotation, biological process: transsulfuration. Bases 1 to 357 code for a protein of 118 amino acids. Lineage: Eukaryota; Fungi; Ascomycota; Eurotiomycetes; Eurotiales; Aspergillaceae. Gene Ontology annotation, molecular function: pyridoxal phosphate binding; carbon-sulfur lyase activity. The record is from RefSeq and is a predicted model, not a curated record. The transcript has a single exon. Gene Ontology annotation, cellular component: cytoplasm.